AGUGCAUGAACCUGUUAGCUUGAGGUAGGCUCUACUUUCAGCACAAUAAGACUAUAACUAUAGAGGGCUUCCGUAUUUGAAAAAAACCCAAAACGUAUUUAGCAUGGUUUUAUGGUGCCUCUAGACUACUUGAAUUUGAGAGUUUAGGCCUGGAUUUAACCAACGACACAUGAGCAACUAACUACUGGAUUGUCACAUUUUUGGAUUUUUUAUUUUUUUUUUCAUGAUUGUGGUAUGCUGAAUUUUGCAUAUUUGCUUAUAGGUCUGAAACAUGGACUAUAAAUAAAAAUGGGGGCCCUGGUGUCAUUCUUUGGUCGUUUGUUUGGGACAGAAAAAAAGAAAGAGGAGGAGCGAUUUCUGCGUGCUAAUGACAGAGCUUUUAACUUGACUUUUAAUUAUGCUGACAACUCCAUCAAGACCUCCAAGUACAACAUCUUGACGUUCCUACCUCUAAACCUGUUUGAACAGCUACAGAGGCUCGCCAAUGUCUACUUCUGCUUCCUCUUUGUCCUGCAGCUAAUCCCACAAGUGUCCUCUCUGUCCUGGUUCACCACUGCAGUGCCUCUGACCCUGGUGCUGGGUAUAACUGCCGUCAAAGAUGCUGCUGAUGACAUUAACAGACACAAGAAUGACAAGCAAGUGAAUAACCGUGAAGUGGACGUGCUCUUGGAUGGAGAUGUGAAAAAGGAAAAGUGGAAAAAUGUGAAAGUUGGUGACAUCAUUAGACUGGAGAAUAAUGAGUUUGUAACAGCUGAUCUUUUGCUGUUGUCGAGCAGUGAACCUCUCAACCUGGUCUACGUGGAGACAGCUGAACUAGAUGGUGAAACUAAUCUGAAGGUGAGGCAGGCCCUGACAGUAACAGGAGAACUGGGAGACAACUUCGAAGCCCUGACUGCCUUCAAUGGAGAAGUUAGAUGUGAACCACCUAACAACCGCCUGGAUAAGUUCAAAGGGACCCUGACCUUCAAUGGACAGUCCUAUGCUCUGGACAAUGACAAGGUGCUGCUGCGAGGCUGCACCAUCAGGAAUACUGAGUGGUGCUAUGGCCUGGUCAUCUUUGGAGGUGCUGACACAAAGCUGAUGCAAAACAGCGGAAAGUCAAUAUUCAAAAGGACCAGUAUUGACCAUCUCAUGAAUGUCCUGGUGCUCUGUAUCUUUGGUUUCCUGGCGUCUAUGUGCACAGUCAUGGCCAUUGGAAAUGCCAUCUGGGAGGCCAGGGAGGGCUCCAGCUUCUUGGUCUUUCUCCCAUAUGAACCAGGAGCCACGGCCCAGCUCUCCUCGUUCCUCUCCUUCUGGAGCUAUGUCAUCGUACUCAACACUGUGGUCCCUAUUUCUCUAUAUGUCAGUGUGGAGAUCAUCCGUCUGGGGAAUAGCUUCUUCAUCGACUGGGACCGCAAGAUGUACUACCCCAAGAGUGACACGCCUGCCCAGGCCCGCACCACCACCCUCAAUGAGGAGCUGGGCCAGAUCAAGUACAUCUUCAGUGACAAGACAGGGACACUCACACAGAACAUCAUGACCUUCAACAAGUGCUCCAUCAAUGGCAGGAAUUAUGGGGAACUGUUUGACUUCUCUGGACAAAGGGUUGAAAUCACAGAUAAAUCAGAGAGAGUGGACUUCUCAUGGAACAAGCUGGCUGAUCCAAAGUUUGUGUUCCAUGACCACAGCCUGGUGGAGACAGUGAGGGGAGGGAGUCCUGAGGCACAGGAAUUCUUCAGACUGCUGGCUCUGUGUCACACUGUCAUGCCUGAGGAGAAAAACCCAGGGGAUCUUUACUAUCAAGCCCAGUCACCAGAUGAGGGUGCUCUUGUGACAGCAGCCAGAAACUUUGGCUUUGUGUUCCUGUCCCGUACUCCAGAGACCAUCACUGUGGUGGAGAUGGGACAACACAUCACAUAUGAGCUAAUCGCUGUUCUGGACUUCAACAAUGUCCGAAAGAGGAUGUCUGUUGUAGUGCGUAAUCCAGAGGGCAAGACAUGUCUGUAUUGUAAAGGAGCUGACACUAUCAUCUAUGAAAGACUGCAUCCAUCUUGUAAAAAACUGAUGGAGGUCACAACUCAGCAUCUUAAUGAGUAUGCUGGAGAUGGGCUGAGGACACUGGUUCUGGCCUAUAAGGAGUUGGAUAAAGAAUACCUGGAGGACUGGAGAGGCAGACACCAUGAGGCCAGUAUAGCUAUGGACGGGAGAGAGGAGAUGUUGGACCAACUGUACGAAGAGAUUGAGAAAGACCUCAUGUUAUUAGGAGCAUCAGCAGUGGAGGACAAACUCCAGGAUGGUGUUCCUCAGACCAUUGAGCAGCUGGCUAAGGCUGACAUAAAAAUCUGGGUGCUGACUGGAGAUAAACAGGAGACGGCAGAGAACAUUGGCUAUUCCUGUAACAUGCUGAGGGAGGAGAUGAAAGAUAUAUUUAUUGUGGCUGGUAACACAACAGAGGAAGUAAGACAAGAGCUAGAGACCGCGAGGAGGAAAAUGUGCCCUGAUGCUCCAGACAAGCCUGUGCUGAAUAAGAGUCGUGCUGGACUCCUCUGGCUGCAGACCACACAGAACGUUCCCGAUGACAAAGUGGACGGAGAGUAUGGCCUCAUCAUAAAUGGUCAUAGUUUGGCCUAUGCUCUGGAGAAGGACCUUCGACUGGAGUUGUUGCGCACAGCCUGCAUGUGCCAAACUGUAAUCUGCUGUAGGGUCACCCCGCUGCAGAAGGCUCAGGUGGUCCAACUGAUCAAGAAGUACAAGCAAGCGGUCACCCUGGCUAUUGGGGAUGGGGCCAAUGAUGUCAGCAUGAUCAAGGCUGCUCAUAUCGGUGUAGGGAUCAGCGGACAGGAGGGCAUGCAGGCUGUGCUUUCCAGUGACUUCUCCUUUGCACAAUUUCGGUACCUGCAGCGCCUCCUACUGGUCCAUGGUCGCUGGUCUUAUCUGCGCAUGUGCAAAUUUCUACAAUAUUUCUUCUACAAGAACUUCACCUUCACUUUUGUACAUUUCUGGUACGCCUUCUUCUGCGGCUUCUCUGCACAGACAGUGUAUGACGAGUGGUUCAUCACUUUGUACAACUUGGUGUACACAGCCCUCCCUGUACUCGGCUUGAGCCUGUUUGACCAAGAUGUGAAUGACCGUUGGAGCUUCCAGUACCCUCAGCUGUACGUCCCAGGACAACUCAACUUCUACUUCAGUAAAAAGAUCUUCGUGCGCUGCAUGAUGCACAGUUGGUACAGCUCCCUCGUCCUCUUCUUCGUCCCCUGGGCGGCCAUGGUGGACACGGUUCGUGAUGACGGCAAAGACAUCGCAGAUUAUCAGUCCUUCGCUCUUUUGGCCCAAACAUGUCUUCUGAUGGUGGUCAAUUUCCAGCUUUGCCUGGAUACUCACUACUGGACGGCAGUGAACCAGUUCUUUCUUUGGGGCAGUCUGGCAGCUUAUUUUGCAAUUAGCUUCACCAUGUACAGCAAUGGAAUGUUCCUCAUUUUUACUUCUGCUUUCCCUUUUAUAGGCACAGCAAGAAACUCCCUGAACCAGCCAAAUGUGUGGUUGACCAUCCUGCUGACUAUUCUGCUGUGCAUCCUGCCUGUGGUGGCUGUACGCUUCAUUUUUAAACAGCUCUGGCCAACUAUCAAUGAUAAGGUGAGGCAUAAGGUUAGAAAAGAAGCUCUGCCUGCCCCCGUCCCUCGCCGCCCUCCUCCUCGGCGAAUCAGCACACGGCGUUCAGGAUAUGCCUUCUCCCACAGCCAGGGCUACGGAGACCUGGUCACAUCCAAAUGGGUGCUUCUCAAACGGAAGAGCAGACCACCGCUUUUCACCAAAAACACCGACUCUCCUCUGGCCCAGAACCAACCUCAGUUUUACCGCACCAUCACCGAGGAGAACGAAGAGGCGCAGAGUCCGUAGGCUAUAAGGACUACAAACAUGGCCAACUGGCAUUUAGAGUGUUUUACAUGAAAGUGCUGUUAUGAGAGAGCACAGGGCAAAUGUCUGUUUUUAAAGAAAAUGACUGAGAUUAGCCUUAAAUGAGAUUAGAAACUCCAAACUGCAAAGUCUUAUUAGAUUUGUAUUAUGUACAAUAUGUGAGAUGUUGUUUGCUUUUUUUUAGUUGUUUUAAUACACAUAGUAUAGAAUCAUCAAUAAUUAUGGAGAUGUCAGUUUCAUGUGUUUUUAAUAUUGGUUGUGUUUACAUUAAAUAUAAAAUAAAUAUUGAUAA
Molecule: messenger RNA, 4186 nt
Organism: Periophthalmus magnuspinnatus
Lineage: Eukaryota; Metazoa; Chordata; Actinopteri; Gobiiformes; Gobiidae
Gene: atp8b5b
Product: ATPase phospholipid transporting 8B5b
Exons: 28
Coding region: 289-3876 (1195 amino acids)
Biological process (GO): Golgi organization; phospholipid translocation
Cellular component (GO): plasma membrane
Molecular function (GO): ATP binding; magnesium ion binding; ATP hydrolysis activity
Source: RefSeq, a predicted model, not a curated record